CGCAAAGUGACGUUUUGUAAGCGGCUACGUCAAAAAGCCCGCGGUUUCAAGAUAAUUUGGUUAUGUAGGAAAACAGGAAAACUAAAAUUAAAAUAAUAAAUGUUUUAAAGUUUCUUUCUGUUGGAGUAAAUGCAAAUAAGAGAUUUAUAUAAAAAAUAGAGGUAUUGCCCUACCAUGGAAAGUACUUCUGAAGAAAUGCUUCUUUCACGAAAGAGACAGCAUUCCAAAUCAAGAUCUAGGUCGAAAUCACCCUCUGAGACAACCGAAAAACAGGAUGUAAAAAGAAUAAAGGUUGAUAUAGAGGAAACAAUUACUUUAAAUGAAAAUCAUGAUAGUGACAGUACUGGUGUUUCUGAGCAGAACGCGCAAGAUAAUGCGUUUACCAAUGGAGAUGAAGGUGAAUGUAAUAGCCUUCAUCAAGAGUGUGGUGUUAAAACAUUAAAUGAUAUUGCAGUUAAUAAAGAUAAAGAAUUAGAAAAGAAGGUGCUGAAAGAGGAAAGGCAGAAUGAAAAAGAAAAUGGAGAUAAUAGUUCUGAAGAAACAAGUUCUGAAAAGUUAUCUAAAAAUGGCUCUAUAUUUACUGAAAACACUGUGGAAUUAAAUAAUCCAGAAUUCAUGGACACUACAUUAGAGUCUUCAGUAAUUUCAUCUGACAAUGAUGAACCAACUGAUAGUAAGGAUAACACAAAUGAUUCUACAACCACAUCUAAGAAUACAGACACUCCCAAGAAAGUGAAAAAAGAAACAAAAAUAGAUACUGAUAACAAAGAUGAUAAAGAAAAAGAUUCUGAAGGCUUGUCAUCAGAGAGUGACGAACCAACAGACACUGAAAAGUCAAAAGAGUCAAUUGUACCUACUAAGAUAUUAAAAGCAGAAACUCCUAACAAAAAACUUACUCCUAAACAGUUACAGAAAAGGUUAGAGUUGGAAAAGAAACAACAAGAAAAAGAUAAAGAGAGGGAGGAAAAACUGAAAAAGAGACUUGAAGAAAAGCAAAAGCGAAAAGAGAUUAAAGAGAAAGAACUGGAACAGAAGCAAAAAGAAAAGGAAAUGAAAAAGAUGGAAAAAGACAAAGAAUUGGAACAAAGACGAAAAGAGAAAGAAGAGAAGGAAGAAAAGAAACGAAAAGAAAAAGAAGAAAGGGAACAAAAACGGAAAGAAAAGGAAGAGAAGGAAGAACAAAAGCGCAAAGAACGUGAAGAGGAAAAAUUAAAGAAACUGCAGGAGAUUGAAGAAAAAAAUAAAGAGAAGUUGAAGGAAGAAGAAAAGAAACAAAAGGCAGCUGCAGCGUUUGUUAACUUUUUUGUAGCCAAAAAGACUGAUGAUGCACAAGAUGACAAAAAAGGACAAGAAGAAAAAAGACCACAAACUUCCAAUUUUCUACAAUUUGAAGUUAAAUCAGACAUGAAAUUACCUUCGCCCAGAAGGGAAUUUUUAACUAAUGAAGAAAAAGAAAAACUGGUAUCUUAUCUAGAAUCUCAAGAUUCAGAAGCUUCAUAUUUAAAAGAUUUGUCAUCAGGAAAGGCUAUAGGUAAAAGUCUGAAAACUUGGCCAUAUGAAGAAUCUCUUGAUGAUGAUAUUGUUCUUGUUGAUUUGGGAGAAACUAUUUGUGAAGACAAAUCUGGCCUUCAAAGACACAAAGCGAAGUUUUUGUACUUCCAUGACAAUCGUAGACCUGCAUAUUAUGGCACAUGGAGGAAAAAAAGCAAAUUUGUUAAACCAAGAAAACCUCUGGGUGAAGAUAAAAACAUUUUAAACUACGAGGAGGAUUCAGAUGAUGAUUGGGAGGAAGAGGAACAAGGUGAGUCUCUUAAUGGUUCUGAAGAUGAAGCUGAGAAGGAAAAUGAGGAUGACAAGGAUGAUUAUGAAGUUGAUAAUGAAUUCUUUGUUCCACAUGGGCACUUGAGUGAUGAUGAGGUGGAUGAUGAAGAACUGAGUCGUUUAUCCCCAGAUUCUUUGAAACAAAAACUUAAGCUUCUUAAAGAAGAGUUUGAUCAAGACAUGAAGUCCAAGACUCACAAAUUAAAGCCUAGAUCCAUUGGUUGCAUAUGGUAUAACAAAGAUGGCAGUAAUGUGGAAGAGGCUGUUGAUAGGUACCUACAACCUCUAGCUAUUAUACACAGAGGUCAAAUAAUGAUUAAAAAAAGAGUAGACAUUUUCGUAGUAAAAGAGAAAAAGAACAAAGUAUCUCGAGAACUAAAUCCUGAUCUCAUUCCAGUAUUUUUAAAAUUGGUCCAUUACAGUCCGUGUAAGAAAAGUGUUCUCGUUGAACAGUUUUUAGCUGAUUUGGAAAAGACUGGUGCUAAUAAAAAUGUUUCUAAAGGUAUGAUCAUUAGAGAGUUGAAAAGGAGUGCAUACUGGGAAAAAUAUAGGGAUAAAGAGGCUAAAAGGUUCAAAUUUCGGUGGUCUGUCCAUCAAGAUCUGCGAGAAAAGUAUGACUUAGAUGCUGAAACUGAUAGUAAAUAAGAAAUACUAAUAUUAAUUAAUUAAGUAUAUUUAAAUUUGUAAAUAAAUUAUUUUAGAAAGAAAUUCUGUUAUUUGUUAAAGACAGUACUUUAUUUCUAUUUUAUAUAUUCCUGAGCUUUUUAAGAUAUAAUCGUAUAAACUCUUUCUUAUACAAAUAUAGUGUUAUUU
Molecule: messenger RNA, 2634 nt
Organism: Diabrotica balteata
Lineage: Eukaryota; Metazoa; Arthropoda; Insecta; Coleoptera; Chrysomelidae
Source: the annotation of a GenBank genome assembly